CACGUGGGCGGUUUCUAACGGCCCCAUACCCACUGAGGUCUUCGCUGGGCUCGCAGAGGGUCGCGGAAGAGGUGGAAGCGUUUAGGUUUGCAGGGAACUCUCCCAACGAGGGGGACAGUCACGGUCCAAGGACAAAGUCUGGGGAAGUUUCGUUGGUGCUGGACAUUUGAAAAUGAACAUUUGGACUGCUCUCCUUGCCUUUGCUUUUUGUGAAUUUCUCCAACAGAUGGAAGCAUCUCCUCUCAGCUGCAUUCCCAGAAAAACCAUAAAGUAUCAAAAUGAUAGCAAAGAAUUUGGAAAAUCAGGAUUCUCCAAUUUUUCAACACUCUUAGUGAAUAAAGAAACUGACACCUUAUUUAUCGGCGCCAGGGAAGCUGUCUUUGCUGUUGACUUGAAUGACAUCACUAGAGAAAUGGACAGUGUGUAUUGGUUUGCCAGUGAAGGUAGGCGGCUGGAGUGCAUCCAUAGAGGGAAAAACACAAUACAAUGUCGAAAUUAUAUCCUCCUCCUCCACAAGAUAAAUAACACAACUUUGUAUGUUUGUGGGACUAAUGCAUUUCACCCAGCUUGUGAUUCCAUGGUUAUCAACAAUACAGAAAUGCAUCUAGAGGGCAGAGACAAGGAGAGCAGAGGGAAAUGUCCAUUUGAUCCUACCCUCAAGUAUAGCUCCGUGUUCGUUGAUGGUGCACUUUACUCAGCUACCUAUAACAACUUUUUGGGUACUGAGCCUGUUAUAUUUCGAGGUCUGGAAAAUCAUUUAAGGACAGAAUUCAAAACAUCUUGGUUGAAUGAACCCAGAUUUGUUCAUAUGGAUUUCAUACAAGAGAGCAGGGGAAAUACUGAUGGAGAUGAUGACAAAAUUUAUGUAUUCUUCACCGAAACAGCUAUUGAAUUUGAAUUCUAUGAGAAGCCUCUAGUUUCCAGAAUUGCUCGAGUCUGCAAAGGUGACCUUGGUGGGAAACGACUAUUACAGAAGAGAUGGACAUCAUUUUUAAAAGCCAGCCUCAUCUGUUCUCUUCCAGAAUCAGAUUUCCACUUUAACAUUGUUCAGGAUGUCUUUUUACUUAAGACAGGGGACUGGAGAGAAACAGUCUUUUAUGGGAUUUUUAUGCAGCAAUGGGGGAAGUUGGAUACCACCGCAGUUUGUGCUUAUAGUAUGAAAACAGUUCAAGAUGUUUUCUCCAAAGGAAAAUACAAAGGACUUAUAACCAUGGAAAAUUCUCAUGUUAAGUGGGUGAUGUACAGAGGAGAAGUUCCUGUCCCUCGACCUGGUGCUUGUAUUAAUAAUUUUGCUCGGAGCAUUGGAUUUAACACUUCUCUUGAUUUGCCUGAUAAAACCUUACAGUUUGUGAGAGACCACCCAUUAUUGCACAAUGCCCUUCAUCCAAUUGGGGGUGUGCCUGUGUUACUGAAAAGAGGCUCAGUUUAUACUAAGAUUGUAGUAGACAGAAGAAUUGGUCUCGAUCAAAGAAGCUAUGAUGUUUUAUUCCUAGCCACAGACAAUGGCUAUUUGCACAAAGCUUUCAAUUGUGAUGGGGACAUGUUCAUUGUGGAGGAGUUGCAACUGUUCCAGACACCAGAAUCUGUGCAAUCUCUCAAAUUAUCUGCAGAAAAAGGCAUGCUGUAUUUAGCAUCAUCUAGUCGGGUGGUUCAGGUCCCCGUGGCUGUGUGCAGCCGACACCAGCACUGUCUGGAUUGCAUCUUGGCUCGAGACCCGUACUGUGCUUGGUCCCAGAACCAGAGCCAGUGUGUUUCUGCAAUGGACUAUACUAACCACUCUGAGGUUUUAAUUCAGAAUAUUAAAAGUGGAGAUAUUUCAGAAUGUCCUGAAGUGGACAGGCCCAUUCAAAAUGUCAUCGUGGCCGCCGGGCAGAGCAGCCAGCUGAGGUGCUUCCCUGCGUCCAACCUGGCCUCCACCCUGUGGCUCUUCAACGGGAAGCGCCUCCAGGCGGAAGAAACAAAGUAUCUUCUCUAUCGCCAAGGACUGCUGGUGUUUAAUAUAACGGAGGCGGAUUCCGGACGCUACGACUGCCAGUCAGUGGAAAGAGUCGGUGGGAGAGAGCUGUUCACCACUGUGGAAAGCUACGUCCUUAACCUUUGGUCCGAGAGCCUGGUGAGCUUAGUGAAAGGCGGCUCAGAGUGGCCACAAGCCGAGACGGCCCCUCCGAGCUUUAAGUCCGAUUCCAGAAAAUACAGGGACCCUGCCCACUGGGGAGCCCAGAACGAGAAGAUCCUCUCCAAGAUAUUCAUCUCGUUGUUCGCCUUUCUCUUUUUCUCCUUGUUGUCUUGGAAUUUUGUCAAAGGGCUCGUGUGUCUGCGCUCUACGGUCCAAGAAAAAGCCGCAAAUACAAUAAAAUUAGAUAGCUUGGGAGAGCCUCCCUCAGAAGCCGAGGAGUCGAGCCCUCGGAAGCAGGCGACCUUAGCUGUCAACAGCUCCUCCUCUCUGAUGCCCCUUGUCCUCCCUUCCUCGGAGGGGGACUCUAGGAACGCCAGUGCCUGCAACAGUGCGGCCCGGGUGCAGUGAGUGAGCGGGAGGGAGGGAGAUGAGGGGGCCUGGUCCCCCCAGGGCGGAGCCGGGCAAGGAGGCCCUGCUCCUCCACAAGGCACUAGCAAGCCGGGACUCAUUUUCUGGCACACAGCCUGAUCUUUAAAACAUCUUCAGAUUUGCAAAAAAUAAAAAGAGAGACAGAAAUGAGAGAGAAAGAGAAUUAAAAAUGUUUUUCAGAGUUGGCUCCCAAUCUCUCUUUUCUAUAAUUAUGUCACGGAGUGUGGUUCAUUGGGGAAAUGACUGGACCUUGGAGUCUAGAGGGGUCUGGGUGCUAAUGCUGCCUCUAGCAUUUAAUGGGACACUGUACUCCCAGAGACACAGCUUUCCCCCUUUUAAAAAUAUGGAGGACAACAUUUGCAAGACUUCCUGAGAGUAUUGCUAUGAGGCAAGUAUUCUGUGAGUCUUCAGGUGGUAGAGAAGUGACCCGUGGGGAGGGUCUGUAUCUCAGAACUCCGGAACCACCAGGGGCCUUUCCCGAAUUCUGUGGCUAUAAAACAGAGGUUUUCACUGGCCUUCUCCAGAGAAGGCCUAGGACUGGUGGCUUGCCUUAGCUCAGCCUCGAAAAGGGUUAAAAAAUGCUCUGUUCUGUUUCCUGUACACAUAGUUCACAUUCUCCCAUUUUUGAGCCGCCUGGGAAGCAGAUGUUUCCUAGUCUGUUCAGUGCCUGGGAUUUUGAUUGGGGAAAAAAAAGCGGGGCUGGCUGCCAGGUCCCCAGACUUCUUGAAAGAAAGAAAGACAAAAGGAAAAGACAAGAGGAAAAAGGGCAACUUUCAAUAUAACUUUGCACUCGGCCAUUAUAAACAGAUUUCUUGCAUUGGAGGGAAAUCAUGCUUCUUUCUUCGUUUCUGAGUCACCCAGAUCAUCCUCUUAGAACACUGGUGUACCACAAGCCAGGGCUCUUGUGUACCAUAACAAAGGCUGCCAAAAUGGGAGCCCACUGACAAAACUUAUUAAAAACAGCCAUCGCUGCGCUCAGUUCCUUCCCCUUUUCCCUCCUGUUCACUGUUCCCCAGCUGUUCAUUAACACAUCCACAAAAGAGGAGUGGGAGAGGAAAAGGGCAGAGAGGGAGGGAGCCCUGGCUCUUCCUCCUCAGCCUCACCACACAAAUGGAAAGUUUUGUGCAAACUGGAGAGAUGGGAACAUGGGAGCUAUCCAACCAGGUGACCUUAAACAGCACCACCAGACAAUCUACAAUUGCAGGGAUUCCUCCAGAAACGUCGGGGCAGUGGCCAAAGGGAUCGACUCAAAGCCACAGCA
Antechinus flavipes (yellow-footed antechinus) is the source of this 3806-nucleotide messenger RNA. RefSeq names its product semaphorin-4E-like. The transcript is spliced from 15 exons. The record is from RefSeq and is a predicted model, not a curated record. Gene Ontology annotation, biological process: negative regulation of axon extension involved in axon guidance; positive regulation of cell migration; negative chemotaxis. The coding region runs from base 173 to 2524 and encodes 783 amino acids. NCBI's taxonomy places the organism in Eukaryota, Metazoa, Chordata, Mammalia, Dasyuromorphia, Dasyuridae. Gene Ontology annotation, molecular function: semaphorin receptor binding; chemorepellent activity.